This is a messenger RNA of Drepanopeziza brunnea f. sp. 'multigermtubi' MB_m1, 462 nucleotides long. RefSeq lists its product as uncharacterized. Lineage: Eukaryota; Fungi; Ascomycota; Leotiomycetes; Helotiales; Drepanopezizaceae. Gene Ontology annotation, cellular component: nucleus. The record is from RefSeq and is a predicted model, not a curated record. Gene Ontology annotation, molecular function: DNA binding.
AUGGACGACUGGGACACCGUCACCAAGAUCGGGAGCAAGACCCGCGGCGGCGGUGCUGCGCGCGAGACGGUGGUUCGUGGCAAGGCCGCCUUGAACGCAGCCCAGCGCAGCGGCAACGUGAUUGGGACCGAGAAGAAGUUCGGUGCUGGCAACUCUGCCUCCAAACCCGGCAUCGAAGGCCAGCACCUCACCAAGGUCGACCGCAGCGACGACAUUGUCAAGCCCACCACCGUCGGCAAGGAGGUCGGCACCGCCAUCUCCAACCAGCGCCAGGCCAUGAACCCCAAGAUGACCCAGAAGGACCUGGCCACCAAGUGCAACACUACCCAGUCCAUCGUCGCCGAUUUCGAGAGGGGCUCCGCCGCGCCCGACCAGAAGAUCCUGGCGAGUAUGGAGAGAGUGCUGGGCAUCAAGCUGCGGGGGAGUGAUAUUGGUGCGCCGAGAUUUGGACCGAAGAAGUAG